CAUAAAAUCACAGCAUUGGCACAAAUCGGAUCCAGUAACCGGACCCACAAGGCAAACCAUAAAUGCCAAUCGUAUCACCUGUCGGAUCGGUCACAAACCACAAACCAGAAAAAGAGGAGUAUAGGAUAUCAACUCAAAAUCGCAACAUUUGGUCGGGCCCGAAUGUCAGGGGAUCCGAACAUGGAAAUGUUACAGGAGUCGGGUUGGGAGGAGCUCCGGAAAGAGGCCCGAAAGAUCGAAGGCGAUCUCGAUGUUAAGCUCUCAUCUUAUGCAAAGCUCGGCGCUCGCUUCACCCAAGGAGGUAACGUGGACGCUGUUUCACCAAUGCUUGGGUCCGGCAGAUCAUGGAAAUCGAUGGAAAUGGAGAUUCAAUCCUUGCUUGAGAAGCUACUGGAUAUAAAUGACUCUAUGAGUCGAUGUGCUGCAUCUGCUGCACCUACUACUUCGGUUUCUCAAAAGCUUGCAAGGCACCGGGACAUUUUGCAUGAGUUUACCCAGGAAUAUAAACGCAUAAAAGGAAACACCAACUCAAUGAUGGAACACGCAGAACUACUAAGUUCUGUGAGAGAUGAUAUCAGCGAGUACAAGGCAUCUGGAAGUAUGUCCCCAAAAGUGCAUUUGCUGCGUGAGAGAGCCGCCAUAAAUGGAAGCAUAUCUCAUAUUGAUGACGUGAUUAGUCAAGCUCAAGCAACUAGGGCUGCACUGGGUUCUCAAAGAUCCUUGUUUGGGGAUGUUCAAGGAAAAGUGAAACUACUUGGUGAAAAAUUUCCCGUCAUUCGCGGUUUAAUAGGUUCAAUCAGUAGAAAACGAUCAAGAGAUACUCUCAUCCUGUCCGCAAUUAUUGCUGCUUGUACUCUUUUUCUUAUUGUCUACUGGCUUUCAAAGUAAGCAGAGGGACAUCAAAUUUGUUGCUAUAAUUAAUGGAGAAAGAAGCAGCUUUGUAAGUCUUCGUAAGGAAUUUUGCGGGUAUAAUUUGUUGAAACGAAAUAAUUUUCAUUACAAUAACCUUUCUAGCUCUU
Molecule: messenger RNA, 1019 nt
Organism: Olea europaea var. sylvestris
Lineage: Eukaryota; Viridiplantae; Streptophyta; Magnoliopsida; Lamiales; Oleaceae
Product: Golgi SNAP receptor complex member 1-2-like
Exons: 6
Coding region: 163-888 (241 amino acids)
Biological process (GO): endoplasmic reticulum to Golgi vesicle-mediated transport; vesicle fusion
Cellular component (GO): Golgi membrane; cis-Golgi network; Golgi medial cisterna
Molecular function (GO): SNAP receptor activity
Source: RefSeq, a predicted model, not a curated record